Messenger RNA from Cyclocybe aegerita, 1362 nucleotides. The record is from the annotation of a GenBank genome assembly. Lineage: Eukaryota; Fungi; Basidiomycota; Agaricomycetes; Agaricales; Hemipholiotaceae.
AUGAACAAGAGUGUAGAGUCUGUUCAUCGUGGGGGUGGAAAGGAUGUGUCACCUUUCAGUGAAAAAGAACUAGAGCACGGAAAGCACGAGGAAACGACUGAGACCACAGAGGUGUCAAACGAAACGAAGAAGGCUGAUGUCACAUUUCCGGACGGUGGUCUGGGGGCCUGGGUGGUGGUCCUGGGUGUAUUCCUAACUCAGUUUGCGACGUUCGGAUACACAAAUGCUUACGGAGUAUACAACGACUUCUACGUACGUGAAUAUCUCGUCAAUACGAGCACAUCCUCGCAAAUCAGUUGGAUAGGGAGCGUACAACUUUUCCUCGUUCUCUCUGUCGGCCUUAUUUCCGGGAGAGGUUUUGACUCUGGCUACUUCUAUCAUCUUAUGAUUGCUGGAGCGGCGCUGUUCGUAUUUUCUUUGCUCAUGAUAUCAAUAACACAAGCAGAGAAGUACUACCAGCUGUUCCUUGCUCAAGGCUUAGGUCUCGGGAUAUCCGUCGGCAUCAUGUACAUACCCGCCCUCGGCAUCGUCUCGCAUUACUUUCAGAAAAGACGAGCCCUUGCACUGGGAAUCGCAACAUCUGGCUCGGCUUUUGGCGGUGCCAUCCAUCCUAUCAUGCUCAACGCCUGGUUCCACGGCUCUCUCGGGUUCCAUUCUGGCGUGAAAGCCAGUGCAGGUCUCACAGGUGGUCUGUUGAUCAUCGCUAUUCUCCUCAUGAAGCCACGGUAUCCGCCCAACGCAAAGAAGGCGGGCAGCACCCUCAAGCUCGUCCGUCACUUCUUGGGAGACCUACCUUAUGUCAUUCUCAUCCUUGGAACGGCGCUCGUUCUUGCUGGUCUUUACUACCCAAUAUUCUUCGUGCAGUUGAAUGCCAUAAAAAACGGGAUCAGCUCCGGUCUCGCGUUCUACAUGAUCGCCAUCCUGAACGGUGCAAGCGUCGUCGGCCGUGUCGCCCCGAAUAUGUUGGUGUACAGGUUCGGUGCCUUCAAUGUGAUCAUUCCGUGCGUCUUUGUGGCGUCUAUCCUCGUCUUCUGCACGCUUGCAGUGACAAACGCUCCCGGAACGAUCAUCUUCGCCGUUUUGUAUGGAUUCUUCUCUGGAGCCUAUAUUGGCCUACUUGCCCCAAUGAUCGCCUCAGUGGCGGAGAGCGACUCUGAAAUCGGCGCUCGUUUCGGCGUGUGCUUCACAUUCACAGGUCUUGGAGGUCUCAUCGGAAUGCCAAUUGCCGGAGCGCUUCUGUCUUCCAACUUCAUAUGGUGGCGGCCGAUUCUUUUCUCCGGCUUAUGCGUAUGCUGCGGGGGUUUAUGCUUCACGACAUCCCGCUUCUUUAUUUCAAGGAAGAAAGGCACUCAACUACUUUAG